Molecule: messenger RNA, 2199 nt
Organism: Capsella rubella
Lineage: Eukaryota; Viridiplantae; Streptophyta; Magnoliopsida; Brassicales; Brassicaceae
Product: proton pump-interactor 4
Exons: 5
Coding region: 273-1661 (462 amino acids)
Source: RefSeq, a predicted model, not a curated record
ACGCAAAACAAAAAAAAAGACAAGAAAUCUUGAAUCUUCUUCCUCAGUUUCUUCUUUUAUGGGAUCAAACAACACUCUUUCUUGAUUUCCGAAAGAUCUGUUUUUUUUUUUUAAAUGUUCUUUUUUCGGCUAAAAAUUAGAUCUUUUCUUCAGGUAAAACCCUGAAGAUUCUCAGAAGAAUCUGUUUGAACAUUUGUUGUUUCUUUCCGGGUAAUGUUUCCGUGAUUCUGUGUUUUCUUGUAAUCUGUUGAGUUUUGAUGUAAAGGACCAAAAUGAGUGCGCCGAUUUUACUGUGUGACGGCUUCGAUGUGCGUCGAAUUGUUAUCGGGAAGUUAAACGAGUAUGAGUCGUCGACGGUGACCACCACCGACGAAGACGACGAAGCUGUGUUUUCAGGUGAUAGCUUACUUGAGGAAGACUGGUCUGGAGAAAAUCGUUUCUGUUUUUACUUCGUUAAGCAAUUCGCUUACGAUGACCCUGAGAUCAAGACUAAGAUUGAUGAAGCUGAUAAUGAGAUUUAUCAUUGUAACACUGACCGGAUUCACAUUGCUAACAGCUUGAAAUCCAAAAGGGCUGAGAGAUUGUCUCUGGUUGAUUCAGUGAAGACUUUGAUCUCUUCACUUGAUGGAUACAAUGCCAUAUUUCAUUAUCAGUCGGCUCUGGAGAUGGACCAAGUAAACAAGGAUCAAGAAGUGGUUACAGGGAAAAUUUACAGAUUGAGUGAAAGGUUAAGUGAGAUUAAGAUGGAAAUUGAGUUGUUGGAUAUUCAAAUGGCUAGUGUACUUGAUCAAAGAGACAAAGCCGUCGAAAGGAUUAAGAUCUUGAGGAUACAACGCGACAAGGGGAAUGCUGCUUUUUUCCAGAGUCGUGUUGUGAUGAAGAGAGCCAUUGAAUUGGCUGCUUCUGGAAAUGUUAGAGAUCUUGAAGAGCUCACUAAUUCCGAGGUUGAAAAAUUUAUGUCUCGUUGGAACAAUGAAAAGGCUUUUAGGGAAGAUUAUAAGAAAAGAAUCUUGCCUUCACUUGAUGAGAGAAAGCUGAGGCACAAUGGGCAGAUUACAGACCCGGAAGGCGAUGUAGAUUUUGAGAGUGGAAAUGAAACAGUGGGGAAAAAGGCAAUAGAACACAAGAGGUUUAGUACUGAGGAGGAGAGUGAAGAUAGUAUGGAUUUUGAUAUCCCAGUAUAUGAGAAGCUUGGAAAGGAGGAAGAAGAGAUUGAUGAAGAAACUUUGAAAGAGAAGAAACGAGAAGAACAGACAGAGAAAGCUAGGCUAGCGAUGGAAAGGAAGAGGAAGCUACAUGAAAAAUCUGCUGCUAAAGCUGCCAUAAGAGUUAAAAAAGAAGCAGAAAAGAAACUGAAGGAACUUGAGAAGAGAGCGAAGAAGAAGGCGGCAGCGUUUAAUUCUUCUUCUUUGGGUGUAGACAGAAGUACAAAGUUAGUCACCAAGGCAUUAGAACCAGAAAAGGAGAAACUAUUAAAUGGGAAAUCAGUGUUUCCAAAACAGAGAAGUUUUAGGUGUAGACAUCACGGAAAAGGAAAUGACGCUGUCCUCAAAGCUAUCAUAAAGCGUAGAAAAGCUUAUAGGUUAUGGGUUUGGACUGUUUCCUCCGCUACAGUUGCUCUCCCGCUUGCUCUCCUUGUUGUCUUCUAUUACGUUGGAUGAGAGGAAAAAAAUCAAGAUCAAAAGAGUUUUGUCUAUCCUUUGGAGAGUUGAGUGAUGAGAAAACAGUUCAAGGUUAAUAGUUAGUUUAGAAGCAUUUGACAUUGGCAAUAAUCUCACUGUCGAUGGAGUAGACUGAACAUCUGUGUCUCAGAGUCGUAGCGACAUUUACCUCCAUGGUGAGAUAUGUUUGAUAUCCGGAAGCUGAUUCGGUCGAACACAUCAUGACCUAGUUACUCUGGAAAAGCUCUGGCACAAGGAUCAGGUCAAGAUGAUUAACCAGAACAACUUGGGGGCCUCGGAAAUCUAUCCAUGGAUGCAAAUGUCAUGAAAAUGACUCCAAACGUAGUUACUUAGUUGAGUCGUAGGAAUCAAAAAGCAUCCUCUUUGUCUUGUGUAGUAGAUUCAAAUGUGUGUACAUGGAAGAGAGACCUCAUGUAUUUUUUACUAUUUUUACAUAAACAAAUUGUGGACUGACCAUUUUAUUACAAAGUAUCUUUGGCUUCAAAUGUGAUUUGAAAAACUUGAGAAACAAGAAUUA